UAGAUUUUACAUUGUUCAACCAGAAGAAAGCAGAAUUUCACCCCCCCAAAAAAAAGAAGAAAUCAGAAGGAAUAUUCUUUUGUAUUAAUUGAUUUUAGUUUGUAUUAAUUAAAGAAAGAAAAAAGAAAUGGUUUUUCCAUGUUUAAUGUUGUUUCCUUCUUUUUGACUGUUAUAUAUUGUUCUAACAGUUCAGAAUGAGCUGGUUUAAGCUAUCAAAGCUCUAUUUAGAGGAAAUAGCUGAAAUGGGGAAGAGAGGCUUCGCCUUUGGAGCUCAGGUUUGGUGAAGAUCGAGGCCAUUUGGGAUCUGCAUUCUCUGUAACUAUUCCUCUAAACCCAUUUCUUAUUUUUUACUGUUUCAAUUUUUUAGUCACUCUUCUAGUUUGGCUCGUCUUCUUCGUCUUUCUGCAACUUAAAUUCUAUUCAACAUCCAAACCCUAAAAUGGGUUGUCGUUGAAAGGUUCAAUUUUAUCUAUCAUUCACCUGGUUUGGUUGUUCUUGCUCGUGGGUUUUUGUUUAUGCUCUGUAUCUUUUCUUUUUUGGCAAUAAUCAUUUCUUUAUUAGAAUCUAUCCUAUCCAAUCCACCCAUGGUAAUAUUUGGAAAGUUAAAAGGAGGGAAGUGUUUGGUUUGGAUUUAUUGAAUAAAACCCACACGGUUUCGAGCUUUACAACAGCAGCUACCUUUCCCCAUGAUGGUGGUUUCCCAGUGGUAGCUUGUAGAGACUUCAGCGUAGAAAAUAGCCUUCAACUCUUCUUUGGCUUUUAGUUGCUGCAUUAGGAGUGGAAUGCGGAGAGUUGAAGUGGUUAUCUGAGUUUUGGAGGUGGGGAUCUGGUUUUAUGUAGUUCAACUUGAAUGAGUUCUGUUGGUUUCUUGUUCUUAAGAUCUGGUCCAUCUGGGUUGUGAAGAUUUCUUAAGGUCAUACAGUUCUGUUCCGUGGGUGUGGAAGUAGUUUUGUCUUCUGUGAAUCUAAUCCUUCACAGGGGAAAUGGCUCCAACCUUGGAUUUUUCUGCUUGGUGGGUGAAGGAGACUCGGAAGGGAACUCCAGUUGUUGUAACCAUGGAGAAUCCCAACUAUUCUGUUCUGGAGAUUGAUGGUCCAGAUGCUGCAUUCCGGCCGGUUGACAAGGACCGUGGGAAGAACGCGAAGCAAUUUACAUGGGUUUUGCUUCUCAAAGCCCAUCGAGCAGCCGGCUGUGUUGCGUGGCUCGCAAAUGUCCUGUGGGCUUUGCUGGGGACUAUUAAGAAAAGGUUGAUCUUCGGGCAGGGAGUUGCCAUAGAAAGUGAGAAGUUGGAUAAGGGAAGGAUGCUGUUCAGAUUCAUUCGAGGCUUCUUAGCACUCUCCUUGGCAGUUCUGGCUUUUGAGGUAAUUGCGCACUUCAAUGGUUGGCAUUAUCUCCGGAACUCCAAUUUGCACAUCCCGCAGACUUCUGAGAUCCAGGGUUGGCUCCACAUAGUUUACGUUUCCUGGUUAGAAUUCCGAGCAGAGUACAUUGCUCCUCCAAUUCAAGCCCUCUCAAGCUUCUGUGUUAUUCUCUUCAUAAUCCAGUCUUUAGACCGGAUGGUACUGUGUCUUGGGUGCUUCUGGAUCAAAUACAAGAAAAUUAAGCCAAGGAUUGAAGGGGAUCYAUUCAAGUCAGAGGAUAUGGAGGGAUCCAGCUAUGACUACCCUAUGGUUCUUGUUCAGAUUCCAAUGUGUAAUGAGAGAGAGGUAUAUGAGCAGUCUAUCACUGCUGUCUGCCAACUUGAUUGGCCAAAAGAACGUUUACUGAUUCAAGUUCUUGACGAUUCUGAUGAUGAGAACAUCCGGUGGCUAAUCAAAGGGGAAGUCUCCAAGUGGAGCCAACGUGGUAUUAACAUUAUUUAUCGGCAUCGCUUGGUUAGAACAGGUUACAAAGCUGGGAACCUCAAGUCAGCAAUGAGCUGUGAUUAUGUGAAGGGGUACGAGUUUGUUGCAAUAUUUGAUGCAGAUUUUCAACCAAACCCAGAUUUCCUUAAGCAGACAGUUCCUCAUUUUAAGGAUAAUCCUGAACUUGGGCUGGUUCAGGCUCGGUGGGCAUUUGUUAACAAGGAUGAGAACUUGUUGACCCGCCUUCAAAAUAUUAAUCUGUGCUUUCACUUUGAGGUGGAGCAGCAGGUCAAUGGAGUAUUCUUAAACUUCUUUGGUUUUAAUGGGACAGCUGGAGUUUGGAGAAUCAAAACCCUGGAGGAGUCUGGAGGUUGGCUUGAAAGGACGACUGUAGAGGACAUGGACAUAGCUGUCCGUGCCCAUCUCAAUGGUUGGAAGUUUAUUUUCCUCAAUGAUGUGAAGGUCCUUUGUGAAGUUCCUGAGUCCUUCGAAGCUUACAGGAAGCAGCAACACAGAUGGCACUCAGGUCCAAUGCAUCUUUUCCGAUUGUGUCUUCCAGCUAUCAUAACUUCAAAGAUAUCAGCCUUGAAGAAAGCAAACUUGAUAUUUCUCUUCUUUCUAUUGAGGAAGCUGAUCCUCCCAUUCUAUUCUUUCACAUUGUUUUGCAUAAUUCUUCCCCUAACUAUGUUCGUACCUGAGGCUGAGCUACCUGUUUGGGUCAUCUGCUACAUUCCUGCCUUCAUGUCAUUCCUCAACAUUCUCCCAGCUCCAAAAUCAUUCCCCUUUAUUAUUCCUUACCUCCUCUUUGAGAAUACCAUGUCUGUGACCAAGUUCAAUGCCAUGAUAUCUGGAUUGUUCAAAUUGGGAAGCUCAUAUGAGUGGGUUGUCACCAAGAAGGCAGGUAGGGCAUCUGAGUCUGAUCUACUGGCUGCAGCAGAGCGGGAAUCAAAGUCCAUUAGCCUCCCACAGCUCCACAGAGGAGCUUCAGAAAGUGAGUUGUCUGAGCUGAAUAGAUUGAAAGAACAACAAGAAGCACCUCCUCCACUUCCCCGGAAGAAGAUAAAUAAGAUUUAUAGAAAAGAGCUUGCUCUAGCUUUCCUCUUGCUUACGGCUUCCAUCCGUAGCCUGUUAUCAGCACAAGGGAUCCACUUCUACUUCCUACUCUUUCAAGGGAUUACAUUUCUCCUUGUUGGUCUUGAUCUAAUUGGGGAACAAAUGAGCUAAUGAAAGACAAGGGCCAAAGAAGAAGGAAAAAAGAAAAGAAUAGCCGAUAAAGAGAAGAAAAAGAAAGAGAUCCCUCAAUCUGUUGCAGCCGGUCACAUCUGCAUUAUGGCAGGAAAUCAUCCAUGAUGGCAGUUCAGGGAGGAAGCUAUAGAUCCUCUUCCUUUGCAAAUGGCAGAUGAGGCUAAGGAAGAUCCUCCAUUUCGAAUAAUAAGCUACUUUUCCUUGUUUAUUAGUGUCUCACUGGCUAUUUUAGCCUUCACUCUCUCUAUCUCUCUCUCUCUUCCUCAGGGGUCCUUUGUCACAUAUAUAAGACAUUCAUCUUCAUCUUCUUUUUCUUUCUCCCUUUCGUUCAUUCUUUCUUUCUUUCUUCUUCUUUUUGAAAUUGAUGUUGUUAUAGGUAGGAGCAGCCUCUUUUUUCUAUUCUUGUUUGGGUGUGGUUUGGUAUUUCAGAUUCAGCUCAUCUUGUAUUUGAAGAAUCCAAAAGGUCAAGUGAGGAGAAUUAUUUGGUCAAUUCAAAACAUUAUACUGAGAGAUGUAUAACAAGUAUCUGUAUAUUGCAUUAAUUGAGUUUAUUAAAGUAAUAGAACCAAAAGAAAAAAGAAUGGUUCAUGGGUCGUACUGUUACUUUCUCUUC
This is a messenger RNA of Nelumbo nucifera (sacred lotus), 3702 nucleotides long. RefSeq names its product putative xyloglucan glycosyltransferase 5. Gene Ontology annotation, cellular component: Golgi apparatus. Gene Ontology annotation, molecular function: glycosyltransferase activity. The record is from RefSeq and is a predicted model, not a curated record. Lineage: Eukaryota; Viridiplantae; Streptophyta; Magnoliopsida; Proteales; Nelumbonaceae.